GCGGGAAACGACCGUGCGGGCUCUGAGUCGCGCAGUAAUCUCGGGAGUGGGGGACCCUGUGUGGAGACGCUGGGAAAUGGCGGUGCAGCCGAAGGAGACGCUGCAGUUGGAGGGCGCGGCCGAGGCGGGCUUCAUGCGCUUCUUUGAAGGCAUGCCGGAGAAGCCGAGCACCACGGUGCGCCUCUUCGACCGCGGCGACUUUUACAUCGCUCACGGCGAGGACGCGCUGCUGGCGGCCCGCGAGGUGUUCAAGACCCAGGGCGUCAUCAAGUACAUGGGGCCGCCAGGGACAAAGACACUGCAGUAUGUUGUGCUUAGUAAGAUGAAUUUUGAAUCUUUUGUGAAAGAUCUUCUUUUGGUUCGUCAGUAUAGAGUUGAAGUUUAUAAGAAUAAAGCUGGAAAUAAGGCGUCUAAGGAGAAUGAUUGGUACUUGGCAUAUAAGGCUUCUCCCGGCAAUCUCUCUCAGUUUGAAGACAUCCUAUUUAGUAACAAUGAUAUGUCAGCUUCCAUUGGCAUUGUGGGGGUUAAAAUGGCUAUGGUUGACGGUCAGAGACAGGUUGGAGUUGGCUAUGUGGACUCCGUGCAGAGGAAGCUAGGGCUGUGUGAGUUCCCUGAUAAUGAUCAGCUCUCCAAUCUCGAGGCUCUUCUGAUUCAGAUCGGACCAAAGGAAUGUGUUUUACCUGGAGGAGAGACUUCCGGAGACAUGGGGAAACUGAGGCAGGUUGUUCAGAGAGGAGGGAUUCUGAUCACAGAAAGAAAGAGAGCAGACUUCUCCACUAAAGACAUUUAUCAGGAUCUCAACCGACUGUUGAAAGGCAAAAAAGGUGAACAGAUAAAUAGUGCUGUUUUACCAGAGAUGGAGAAUCAGGUUGCAGUUUCAUCAUUGUCUGCAGUAAUCAAGUUUCUAGAACUGUUAUCAGAUGAUUCAAACUUUGGACAGUUUGAGCUGACUACUUUUGACUUCAGCCAGUACAUGAGACUGGACAUGGCUGCAGUUAGAGCCCUCAACCUUUUCCAGGGCUCUGUUGAGGACAGCACUGGCUCUCAGUCUCUGGCUGCAUUACUGAAUAAAUGCAGAACUGCUCAAGGACAAAGAUUGGUGAACCAGUGGAUUAAGCAGCCCCUCCUGGACAGGAGCAGGAUAGAGGAGAGAUUAAAUUUAGUGGAAGCUUUUGUAGAAGAUUCAGAAUUGAGGCAGACUUUACAGGAAGAUUUGCUUCGACGAUUUCCAGAUCUUAACCGACUUGCCAAGAAAUUUCAGAGACAAGCAGCGAAUUUACAGGAUUGUUACCGACUGUAUCAGGGUGUGAACCAGCUCCCUAACGUCAUACAGGCUCUGGAGAAAUACCAAGGAAGACACCAGGCACUGUUAUUGGCAAUUUUUGUGACUCCUCUUAUUGAUCUUCGGUCUGAUUUUUCAAAAUUUCAAGAAAUGAUAGAAACGACUUUAGAUAUGAAUCAGGUGGAAAACCACGAGUUCCUAGUAAAACCUUCAUUUGAUCCUAACCUGAGUGAACUAAGAGAAGUAAUGGAUGGCCUGGAAAAGAAAAUGCAGUCUACGUUAAUAAGUGCAGCCCGGGGACUUGGACUGGAGGCUGGCAAACAGAUUAAACUGGACUCCAGCGCUCAGUUUGGGUAUUAUUUUCGUGUAACCUGCAAGGAAGAGAAAGUCCUGCGUAACAAUAAGAGCUUCAGCACAGUGGACAUCCAGAAGAACGGUGUGAAGUUUACCAAUAGUGAAUUAUCCUCUUUAAAUGAAGAAUAUACUAAAAACAAAGGCGAGUAUCAGGAGGCUCAGGAUGCCAUUGUUAAAGAAAUUGUCAAUAUUUCCUCAGGCUAUGUAGAGCCGAUGCAGACGCUCAGCGACGUGCUAGCCCAGCUAGACGCCGUUGUCAGCUUUGCGCACGUGUCAAAUGCAGCACCUGUUCCUUACGUACGGCCAGUCAUCUUGGAGAAAGGAAAAGGAAGAAUUGUACUGAAGGCCUCCAGGCAUGCUUGUGUUGAAGUUCAGGACGGAGUUGCAUUUAUUCCAAAUGAUGUGCACUUUGAAAAAGAUAAACAGAUGUUUCACAUCAUCACUGGUCCCAAUAUGGGAGGUAAAUCAACAUACAUUCGUCAAACUGGGGUGAUUGUACUCAUGGCCCAGAUCGGGUGUUUUGUGCCGUGUGAGGCAGCAGAGGUGUCCAUUGUGGACUGCAUCUUGGCUCGAGUCGGGGCUGGUGACAGUCAGCUGAAAGGCGUCUCCACGUUCAUGGCUGAAAUGCUGGAGACUGCAUCCAUCCUUAGGUCAGCAACCAAAGAUUCCUUAAUAAUCAUUGAUGAACUGGGACGAGGAACCUCUACUUAUGACGGCUUUGGGCUAGCAUGGGCUAUAUCAGAGUACAUCGCAACAAAGAUUGGUGCCUUUUGCAUGUUCGCGACCCAUUUUCAUGAGCUCACUGCCUUGGCCAGCCAGAUACCAACUGUCAAUAAUCUCCACGUCACAGCGCUAACUACUGAAGAGACCUUGACUAUGCUUUACCAAGUGAAGAAAGGUGUCUGUGAUCAGAGUUUCGGGAUUCAUGUGGCUGAGCUCGCUAAUUUCCCUAGGCAUGUAAUAGAGUGCGCCAAGCAAAAAGCUCUGGAGCUCGAGGAGUUCCAGAACAUUGGGACUUCCCAGGGACGGGAUGAAAUGGAGCCUGCCACAAAGAGGUGCUGCCUGGAAAGAGAGCAAGGUGAGAAGAUUAUUCUGGAGUUCCUGUCCAAGGUAAAGCAAGUGCCCUUCACCGACAUGUCGGAGGAGAGCAUCACACAGAAGCUAAAGCAGCUGAAAGCCGAGGUGCUUGCAAAGAACAAUAGUUUUGUAAAUGAAAUCAUUUCCCGGAUAAAGGCUACGUGAGCAU
This is a messenger RNA of Acomys russatus (golden spiny mouse), 2882 nucleotides long. It is a transcript of the gene Msh2, whose product is annotated as mutS homolog 2. Gene Ontology annotation, molecular function: mismatched DNA binding; ATP-dependent DNA damage sensor activity; ATP binding. The coding region runs from base 77 to 2878 and encodes 933 amino acids. The record is from RefSeq and is a predicted model, not a curated record. Gene Ontology annotation, cellular component: MutSalpha complex; nucleus. Lineage: Eukaryota; Metazoa; Chordata; Mammalia; Rodentia; Muridae. The transcript has 16 exons. Gene Ontology annotation, biological process: mitotic recombination; somatic recombination of immunoglobulin genes involved in immune response; mismatch repair.